This is a messenger RNA of Phyllotreta striolata, 1565 nucleotides long. The record is from the annotation of a GenBank genome assembly. Lineage: Eukaryota; Metazoa; Arthropoda; Insecta; Coleoptera; Chrysomelidae.
GUCAAAUUUAAUGACAGCCAGUGGACGUGCGUUUUGUUUUGUUGAUAGUGCAUUAUUUUCUUAUUUGAAAGGAAUUGUAACUUUUGAUUACUUUUAACAGUUUAAGAUGCCUGUAAAGUUCUUGCAAGUAUCCGAAGAAGAAGGAGAGAGCCCCAUAGAAUUGCCCACCGAAGAAGACGGUACGCUUCUUCUCAGCACCGUAGUAGCGCAAUUUCCCGGAGCUUUGGGCUUGAAAUACAAAGCAGAUCCCGACAGUAAGGUAUACCGAGGAGUCCGGCUUUCGGAAGGAGUCCUGCACCCGCCGCCUGACGGGGGAUGGAAUUCCAAGUUAUUUAUUUGCUCAUUUCCGAAAGAAAAUAAACGUAAGAAUGAUGAUGCGGGAGAUAGUCCAGCUGCGAAAUCUAAGCGUUUGGAAAGUAAAUUGAGGUGUACUGAUUUGAUUGUGCUCGGUUUGGCAUGGAAAACGAAUGAGAAGGAGUUGAUGAAAUAUUUUACGCAAUUCGGCGACCUUUUGGUAGCCCAAAUCAAGAAAGACAACGACGGUAAUUCGAAGGGAUUCGGUUUUAUAAGAUUUGCUCAGUAUGAGUCUCAGAUGAGAGUUUUAGCACAGAGACAUAUGAUUGAUGGCAGGUGGUGUGAUGUGAAAGUACCCCGAUCUAAAGAAGGCGUUAUUAAACAACUUCCACGCAGACUAUUUGUGGGAAGAUGCACUGAAGAUAUGACGGAAGAAGAUUUGAGGGAUUAUUUCGGGAGAUUCGGAGAAGUUACUGACAUAUUCAUGCCGAAACCCUUUCGGGCCUUUUGCUUUGUUACCUUUCUAGAUCCCGAAGUUGCACAAUCUCUUUGCGGUGAAGACCACAUUAUUAAAGGAAUAUCUGUACACGUUUCGAAUGCAGCGCCCAAACACGAGCCGAAGAAAUUCGAGACCGGCAAGAGAAGAAAUGGAAGUCACAGUAACAGAGUUUGGGAUGAUGAAGAUGAUAAUGAACCUAAAAGAUUUAGUAGCAAUUCGGGUUCAAAUGAUUGGAACAAUCAAGGCCAAUCCAACAGAACAGGAAGCAAUAUGAGCAACACAGAAAUGUCUAAUCUCGGUUCUAUAAGUCAAAGGCAGCAGGGUAAUUGUAAUCCCCUUCGAACGGUUUUAAAUACUCUCGGUCAACUUCCAGUGAAUCCUGCUCUGGUGGCGGCGGCUCUCAAUCAAGCCGGUUGGGGUUUUAUGGGCGGCAACAGCACGAGCAAUCAGGAUUCGGGCUAUCAAGGGAGCUAUAGUCAAUAUAAUAAUAGCGACGAAAGCGGCAGUAAUCGGAGUAGAUCUCAGAGCAGCAGCAGUCGCAACAAUUACCCCAGUUACUCUACUGAAUCGAGUCAAUGGAGCAACCGAUCUCAGAAUUAUCAGAGUCGCAACAGAUGGUAGUAAGAGAGUGCUAUUCUUUUUAUAAAAGUAUACAUAGAUUAGUUAGGGUUUGUUACUUUUUAUUUUUAAAUACUCCAGCGUUUCUUUUCUAUUUUUGACUUACACGUUUAGCGAUAUUACACGUUUGUAAAUCUUGUAAAUGUAUAUUAUA